AUGCGCUGCCUGGGUGUCCUGGCUGGGAUCUGCAUAUCCCUCCGAUUGGCCACAGGCCUUCUAACCAACUCCAGCUCCUUUGGAACUCAUCUCCCUUUGGACACUUAUGAGCUGCAUUUGAAGGAGCUCCUCCAGCGGAUUCUGUGGGCAGCAAAUGUCAAGAGAUGCUUCAGUGUCAUCACGGAUGAGAUUCACUAUCCCAUCUAUGACAGGAGAUUCUUUGAGGCAGCCGGAAGACAGGUUGUUCCCUUCUUUGCGUUAAGGAUUAAUGCCAGCGAGGAUCUGCUGCGUCCCUCUAAACAAGUGGAGGUUAUCCUGGAGGCCAUCAAGGCCAGUGAUUGUGAACUUAAUCUGAUUACCAUAAUUAAUGGCUGGCAGGUUCAGCGAUUUCUACGUUACAUUUAUGACAAGAGGUCCUUGGUUGCCCAGAGCAAGUUUAUCCUUUUGCAUGACUCCAGACUCUUUGAAAGGGAUAUGCUGCAUUUGUGGAGUGUGUUCUUGGGCACGGUGUUCCUUAAAAGGCAAUUGGAUAAUAGAUUCAUCAUCUCUACAAUAGCUUUUCCUGGCAUUUUAAGCGGUGUUUUAGUUUUGAAAAAUAUUGCUAACUGGGAAACGGGUAAAAGUGUCAAUGGAAGAGACCUUUUUGCAGAUAAAACAAGUAACUUAUAUGGUGCCUCUCUCCCAGUGGCCAUUUCGGAGCAUGUCCCUAUGGUCAUGUGGUUAAAUACCACAAAUAGUUACCAAGGCGUUGAAGUGGAGAUCAUGAAUGCCCUGGGCAAGUCUUUAAAUUUCAAACCCAUUUACUACAAAUCAAAUCAAAGUGAAAAUGCGGAAUGGGAGCUAGGAGAAGAUGGUUAUGGAAAUGAAUAUAGUGAAAAUGAGACCAGAAUUGAUUCCUUGCUUAUAGAAGAGGUGGCUUCCCAUAAUGCUCGCUUUGCCAUUGGAGACUUGCAUCAGUUUCAGGUGUAUCUGCAAUCUGUAGAGUUAAGUUUACCUCACAAUUUCGAUUGCUUGACCUUUCUCACACCUGAAUCCUCUACGGAUAACUCCUGGCAGACCUUUAUCCUGCCCUUUAGUGGUGGCAUGUGGGCAGGUGUCCUGCUCUCCUUAUUUAUAGUGGGCACUGUGUUCUAUGGCAUCAGUUUCUUGAAUGCAAUCCUUACUAGAGGUGGUUCAAAGGGUUUUUUUCGCUGCCUUAGAAGAAACCAUGGGGUACCCCUUGAUCCAAAGAUAUAUCGACGUCUUAGCUUUAGGAUAGCCAUAGCUCGUUAUCGUCCUUCUGCAGGAUCUAGGAGUGCUCGUGAUCUUUUUGAUGAUUAUGCAAAUUGCAUACUGCUUACGUAUAGUAUGCUCCUCUAUGUGGCCUUACCUAGAAUGCCCAGGAAUUGGCCAUUAAGGGUUUUGACGGGUUGGUACUGGAUCUACUGCAUCCUCCUGGUGGCCACCUAUAGGGCCAGCUUUACUGCCAUUUUGGCCAAUCCUGCAGCGAGAGUUACCAUCGAUACCCUGGAGGAUUUGCUGCACUCCCACAUUCAACCCUCUGCUGGUGUCUCGGAAAAUCGUCAGUUUUUCCUGGAUGCCACCGAUGAGGUGGCCCAAAAAGUGGGCCAGAAAAUGGAGGUGAUUAGCCAAAUGGAUGAUCUGACAGCACGUAUAGCCAAGGGUCAGUGUGCCUACUACGACAAUGAGUUCUAUUUGCGAUAUUUACGAGUGGCUGAUGAUUCUGGAUCUGGAAUUGGAUCCACUUUACAUAUCAUGAAGGAUUGUGUGGUCAAUAUGCCCGUAGUCCUGGCCAUGGAAAAGAAUUCGCCUUUAAGGAAACGAGUGGAUAGCUCUAUACAACACAUGGCUGAGGGGGGUCUGAUAAACAAAUGGCUCAAGGAUGCCAUACAGCGAUUGCCCGCAGAGGCUCCUGCCCAACAGGAGGCACUGAUGAAUCUACAGAAAUUCUGGAGUUCCUUUGUGGCCUUGGGCAUUGGCUAUAUCCUCUCCAUAAUAAUCCUUAUGAUAGAGAAAUGGCAUUAUAGACAUAUUGUAAUGAAACAUCCCAUGUUUGAUGUCUAUAAUCGAAGUUUAUACUAUAAUUUCAAGAGAUUAUAUCCGGAACAAUAA
This is a messenger RNA of Drosophila serrata, 2112 nucleotides long. RefSeq names its product Ionotropic receptor 68a (gene Ir68a). The record is from RefSeq and is a predicted model, not a curated record. Lineage: Eukaryota; Metazoa; Arthropoda; Insecta; Diptera; Drosophilidae. Gene Ontology annotation, molecular function: ligand-gated monoatomic ion channel activity. Gene Ontology annotation, cellular component: membrane.